AAAUUUUGGGUUUCCACCAUUUUUAGCCAACAAAGUUUACACCAAUCUAACGAUCACCAAAAUCGUUCCAAACAAACUCAACUCCCAAACAAAUUAACACUUGACUCUUCCUUUUAAAACAAGCCCUAAGAGAUGCGUGAGCAUCAGAGAUUCUUCAUAUUCUCACAAUCAAAGGACAGUACAAGAAGAAGAUACACAAUGAACGCCACCAAUUCCAAUGCCACCACCGUUUUGAUUGCAAACGCCUGUAAGAACGCCCAGUACAAGGAUCUCUGCAUCCAGAGCCUCCAGGCCGAUGAAGCAAGCAAAGAUUCAGAUCUCCGCGGCCUUGUCCUUCUCGCGAUCAGGCUCGCUGCCGCCAAUGGAUCUGACACCUCUGUCCACAUCAAGAUGCUGCUCAAAGACACGUCAGCUUUGGACCCCGUGAUUGAGCAGUGCCUCAAUGAUUGUUCCAAUCAUUACCUUUCCGCGAUCGAGCAGUUGAACGAUUCUAUUGCAGCGUUGCUUGCAGGGGCGAGCGAGGACGUGAAGAUCUGGGUGGAAGCGGCGAUCAGCGACGCGGAGUCGUGCGAGGAUGGAUUUAAGCAGUAUUCGGAGAAACAAUCUGUGAUUUCGGAAAGGAAUAGCAUUUUCCGGAAAUUAUGCAGCAAUGUCUUGGCCAUCAACAAGGUAUUGGAAGAGGGGAACUGAUUUACAGCGUCUGUGCUAAUUUGAAGAUACAAUUAUAGUAGAUCAUUGUAUCUUCUUCGAAGAAAAUUAUUGAAUGUGCAAAUUUUGUGAUUAAGAUCGAAGAGUUCAAUGUAAAUGUGGUACAUGGAUAGCGUACGUUGAAUUAAAUGAAAGGGUUUGUUUGAUUGUACAUUAUAUUUAAUUUCUAUAAAAAUUUAUCAACUGU
Rubroshorea leprosula is the source of this 895-nucleotide messenger RNA. Lineage: Eukaryota; Viridiplantae; Streptophyta; Magnoliopsida; Malvales; Dipterocarpaceae. The record is from the annotation of a GenBank genome assembly.